UUCAUUGCUGCUUCUGCUGCUGAAUAUUCACUAAACGACUCGCAAAUACCCGAUAUCUUCACACUGGACUGAAUAAGCAAACGAUAUUGUUCUUCCAUGGCAUCAUCUGAGGUGGAUCAAAAGUAUCUGGGGCGAUUAGCCAGGGCAGUCGAAAAUGAUAAUACCAUACUCUCAUCAACACUCUUCAAGAUCCUGGGCCUCUCCCUCAGGCUUUCUGAGAAGCUCGUCGAGGUGAAGAAGCAGCGCAAGCCAGAUGCAACCCUCCAUGAAAACAUCAUGCGCAUCCUUUGGUUAGCGCGUGAAGGGCUCAAAAUGCUGCAAGAAUAUGUCAUUCCUUUUGUCAGUAACUGCGUCGAAUUAAAGGUUUUGGCCUAUAAGCUACGCGCCAGCUUCCAUCACAUCUUUGUCCUGUUUCGAAAUCAGCCUCGCGUUUCUAAUAUGCCGGGCUGGGAUCCCGAUGCCGUAUCAGCUGAACGUGAGAAAGAGAUCAUUAGUGCGGAUGACUACCAACAAACAAUGCGUCACACUCUUGAAGGGGGUCCUGUUGGCCCUCCUCCUGGCUUCGAAGCUCCGGUCUCGGCUCUCUCGCUUUCUUUCCUCCUACCUGCUAAAGACUAUCUGCCCACAGCCCACCAGUAUUUUGAAGAGGCUGCACAAUUGGCUGAUAGACUUCUCUGGGGCUCUCACUCGCUGCGGUUGUCAGUGAAGACGGAAUACGCUGCGUUUCUCUACGAAUGUGUCCAUGACGCCGAUGGCAGCCGCAGUCUGGCGAGAAGUACAAUAAAUGAGGUCUAUGAAGCGACAGAAGGCAUGGAUGAUGACAUGUUUCGGGAUGCUUGUGAAUUGGUCACCGUGUUGGGGAAGAUGAUGAAGCGUGGCCUCGGAUCUAGCAACACGCUUCACAGCAAAGCUCAGGUGCCACACUCUGUUCAUUCCAAUGAGACUACUCCUCCCAUUGGCAUGGAAAAUCCAAUAUAGCUUGAAAUGAGUGUGGUGAUGAGAGCGGGCUUGAGUUCCAACCUCCUAUUGAGCACGACAGGGUUAUGCCAUUCUGGUACCUGGAUCAGUUAGGCAAACAGCGUUUUGACAGCUAAUGUUAGUAUAUAUCCCUAUAUUUAGUUAACGUUCAAAUUUAUAUCCCCCCCUUCUUUUUCUCUCUCAAUACAGUAUAUCUUGCCAACAUAGCUGGCU
Messenger RNA from Trichoderma asperellum CBS 433.97, 1191 nucleotides. The record is from RefSeq and is a predicted model, not a curated record. Lineage: Eukaryota; Fungi; Ascomycota; Sordariomycetes; Hypocreales; Hypocreaceae.